UAUUAUUAAAUUAGACAUGGAGUUGAAUGUUGCUAAUUUUUCGAAACAGAUAAAGGAACAGCAAGUUCUUGAACAGGAGCUGAAAUCACAGCCAAAGGGAGCAUCUGUGUACAAGCAACAACCAAACAGUCAAAUCUUUUUCAAGACCAGCCAUGAGAAGAUGAUGGUAGAAUGUAAAAGAAACCUGGACAGUUUAAUAAAAGAAUACAAAGCUGCGGAAGUCAAAACAGACCCCAAGUUGCACGAGGACAGAUGAACGCACAAUGUACAUUGGUUCAUUACCAUAUUUAACACGCGUUUUAUUGGACCGAAUGGCUCUUCAUUUUAGGGCCCAUUUCUGCUGCCCUUACAUUGUGUUUAUCACUUGAUGAGUUUAACAAACAUGUCACUGUUCACAGGUUUUAAUGCAUCAGAGUUAUGUUAUGACCGCAUGCACAUUUGUUUAAAUGUACUGUUGCAUGAUUUGUGAACAACAGUUUGGUAUUGAACAAUUAUUACAGAUUUUCUUGUUGUACUUGUUGUCUACAGCUAGUUCAAUGGUCCCUUGUAUGAAUAAGCCAAUCAAACAAGGACAACCAUUUCGUGUAUGUACAGUGUAUGUACAGUUUAUUUCAAUAAUAUUGUGCUGGUAACACAUGUGUGCAUAAUAUAUAUAUAU
Molecule: messenger RNA, 658 nt
Organism: Dreissena polymorpha
Lineage: Eukaryota; Metazoa; Mollusca; Bivalvia; Myida; Dreissenidae
Product: ASNSD1 upstream open reading frame protein-like
Exons: 4
Coding region: 17-256 (79 amino acids)
Source: RefSeq, a predicted model, not a curated record